Phalacrocorax carbo (great cormorant) is the source of this 4584-nucleotide messenger RNA. The record is from RefSeq and is a predicted model, not a curated record. NCBI's taxonomy places the organism in Eukaryota, Metazoa, Chordata, Aves, Suliformes, Phalacrocoracidae.
AGGCGCGAGCUGUGUCCCCGCGGCCGUGGGCUGAGGGAAGGCGGAGGGGCGAAGAUGGCGGUGGCGACGUCGGGAAAAAGGACUCCUAGCCAGCUGGCUGCCGCCGGCAGCAGCAAGCAGGCCCUGAAGACACUUAAGGCGCGCUCCCGCUUCGUCGAGGGUUCCAUCGUCAGGAUCUUCAUGGAGAACUUUCUAACAUAUGAUGUCUGUGAAGUACGUCCAGGACCCAAUCUGAACAUGAUUGUAGGUGCAAAUGGAACAGGAAAGUCAAGCAUUGUUUGUGCCAUCUGCCUGGGACUGGCUGGAAAACCUUCGUUCAUAGGGCGAGCUGAUAAGGUUGGUCUCUUUGUAAAGCAGGGGUGCUUGAAAGGUGUAGUAGAAAUUGAACUGUCUAAGAUACCUGACAAUAUCAUUAUCACACGUGAGAUUCACGUGGUGAACAAUACAUCAUCAUGGUUUAUCGACAGAAAGCCAACAACCCUGAAAACAGUGGAAGAGCAGAUUGCAGCCUUAAAUAUCCAAGUGGACAAUUUGUGCCAGUUUCUUCCUCAGGACAAAGUUGGAGAAUUUGCAAAACUGAGUAAGGUUGAGUUGCUUGAAGCCACUGAAAAAUCCAUUGGUCCUCCAGAAAUGUACCAAUUUCACUGUGAACUGAAAAACUUCAGAGAAAAGGAAAAAGAACUGGAGAACUUGUGCAGAGAGAAAGCUAAGUCUUUGGAGAAAAUGAGACAGAGGGUUGAACGAUACAAACAAGAUGUUGACAGAUUCCAUGAACGCAAGCAACAUCUAGACUUAAUUGCAAUGCUUGAGAGGAAAAGGCCUUGGGUGGAAUAUGAAAGUGUUCGUCAGCAGCAUGAGGAAGCGAAACAAAAGCGAGACCGAGCCAAGGAAGAACUGAAGAAUCUGAAGCAAAUGCAGUCCCCAGUGACAAAAAAAAUCCAAGAAAAUGAAGAAUAUUUGCAGAGUCUGGAUAUGAAAAUCAGAGAUAAGGCUACUGACAUCAAAGACAUUUCUCAAAAAUGUAAACAGAAGCAAGAUGCUUUGGAGAUGAAAGAUAAACAAAUUGAAGAAAUUCAGCAAGCCUUGAGAAUGAAAAAAGAUGAAGAAAUGGACAGACAGAGGAAAAUACACAACACUCACAGGAUGAUAGAGGACUGGAAGAAUGAGCUCGAUGCAAUGGGUGUCUGUGAGAAUCUUCAGCCACAAACUGAUGCUGUUAAUAAUGAGCUGAAAAAGUUACAGGAAGAGAGGGCAAAUAUCGAUAGUGAUAUCAGUGAUCUAAGAGCGGAGAAAAUGAACCAAGAGAGGGAAAAGAGAAGAAUAACUGAGCGCCUUGGACAACUUAAUAAUAUAAUGAAUAUGAAGGAAGAGAAUCUCAAAGGGAGAUUCAGAGACACACACACUGCUCUUAUAUGGCUAAGAGCGAACAAAGACAAGUUUAAAAAAAAAGUGUGUGAACCGAUGAUGCUUGAAAUCAAUAUGAAAGAUAAUAGGCAUGCUAAAUAUGUUGAAAAUCACAUUUCGACCAAUGAUAUGAAGGCGUUUGUUUUUGAGAGUCCAGAAGAUAUGGAAUCGUUUCUUGUGGAGAUGCGCGAUCAUCAGAAACUAAGAGUGAAUGCUGUAUGCGCACCUGCUGAAUCCUGUGCUGAAAGCUUACCUUCAAGACCUAUUGAAGAAUUACACCGAUAUGGAUUUUUCUCAUAUUUACGAGAAUUAUUUGAUGCUCCGUGUCCUGUCAUGAGUUAUCUUUGCUCCCAGUACCGUAUUCAUGAUGUCCCUGUGGGAACAGAGAAGACCAGAAUCAUGAUUGAAAGGGUCUUACAAGAAACCAAACUUAGGCAAAUAUAUACAGCAGAAGAAAAAUACAUCAAUAAAGUGUCUGCUUAUACAAACCGAACCUUCUCUACUAACACAUCCCUGAGGGCAGCACAGUUUCUUACUAGUUCAGUGGACACAGAUGAAAGAAGGCAGUUGGAAAACCAGGAACAGGACAUCAAUAACACAUUGAAGUCAUUGGAUAUGCGUUUGACUACAUUGUUUGAGAGACAGAAACAUCUAGAACACAGAGACAAUGAGCUCAGGCAACAGAAGAAGGAGCUUUUCGAGAGAGGAAACAGGAGGAGACAAUUGGAAUCAAAAAUUGGUGUCAAGUAUGACAGUUUAAGACAACUGGAACAAGAUGCUGUCGACCUAGAGAAGGAGUAUCAACAGGCAAAUGUAAAGAUCAAAGACUUAAAUGUCCAAAAAGCAAGACUUGUUACUGAAUUAAUGCAUGUCGUAAAGAAAUACAUAUCACUGAACAUUCUCAAAGCAGAUUUGGUCCUUCAGAGUGCUACAGUGGCUGCUGAGAAGAACAGACUAGAAUCAGAGUAUAAAGCAGCAGGUGAACAGCUAAGAGCUGCAGAGCAACAAGUUCAUGACCUGGAAGACAGGAAGCAAGUUCUUGCAGAGAACUGCAAGGAAUUGCUGAAAAGAGCUCAACAGGUCUGCAAACUGAGUCCGAAUCAACAUCUUCCAAAAGAAUUUCAAACUGCUUUUCAGGCUCUUCCGACCACACUGGAGGAAAUUGAUGCUUUUCUGAAUGAAGAGAAAACCAGGGCCUCCUGUUUCACAGGCCUGACUGCUUCGGUUGUUGAAGAAUAUGAUAAGCAGACACAAGAAAUACAGCAGUUGACAGAAUAUCUAGAGGAAAAGAAGAAAGAAUUGGAUAACUAUAAGCAAAAGAUUUCACAGGUCAAAGAAAAGUGGCUAAACCCCUUGAAAAAGCUGAUUGAGAAAAUUAAUGAGAGGUUCAGUAACUUCUUUAGUUCUAUGCAGUGUGUUGGUGAAGUGGAUCUUCAUGUGGAAAAUGAGGAGGAGUAUGACAAGUAUGGGAUUCGCAUUAGAGUCAAAUUCCACAGUAGCACGGCACUUCAUGAAUUGACUCCAUAUCAUCAGAGUGGAGGUGAGAAAAGUGUUUCCACUAUGCUGUACCUGAUGUCUCUACAGGAACUCAACAGAUGUCCUUUCAGAGUUGUAGAUGAAAUAAAUCAGGGAAUGGAUCCAGUGAAUGAGAGAAGAGUUUUUGACAUGGUUGUGAAAACUGCUUGUAAAGAAAGCACAUCUCAGUACUUCCUUAUUACACCAAAGCUCCUGCAGAAUCUCAAUUACAGUAACAAGAUGACGGUGUUGUUUGUCUACAAUGGACCUUUUAUGUUGGACGCAAACAGAUGGAACUUAAAGUCUUUCUGUAGGCGACGACGACGACUUGGAAGGAUGGAUGAACAGUGAUACGAGUAUACAUAUAGAUAUAUAUAAAAUAUAUAUAUAUAAUGUUUUUGUAGAACUUUUUGGAACAUCUGGCUUUCAAGCCUUCAGAAAUUGUGAAAGAUGAGAACCUGCAAAGAAUUGAUAAUCAGGAACUUUGAUUCUUAAAACUUGUGUAAAAGUAUAACAGGUUUGAAGUGCAUGAUUUUUUUUUUUUAAUCUUUCAUAGUGGCCUCUUUCUCCAAAUAACCUACUUUUUCACAAUAGUAGUUUUGAAUAGAAAGGAAGUUUCUUGUAUUUUGCUAUUUUAUCAGUAAGGUACAUCAGAAGUACAGUUAAUUUUUCUAGGUUAUACUGGACUAGUUCUGUCUGGGUUUUGUUUUGUUUUGUUUUGGGUUUUUUCCCAAAACUUUGAAUUUGCUUUUGGUAAAUACUGUACCCCUAACACAGUUAAGGAUGUUCUCCAAACUUUUCCUAUUGAAACGGAAACUUAUUGAAUGAAUGAAGAUGAUGUGUAGGAAGGGAAUGGCUUUUAAGUAGCCAGGCAUUGGUUUUUCUUUUAUGAAAACAUAACUGAAGUUAAUAUAAAGAAUAUACUAUUGUUAGAGUAAUAUACUUUAUUAUAGUAAUUUAUAAUUUUUUAGCUAAUGUUCUGUUUUCUUUUCCUGGAAGGAGAUGGUCUUUAUUUUUCUAGCAAGUCUCUCUCAGCAAGGAGACUGACAAAGGGACAGGUGUUUUUGAAAUUGUGAUCUAAUUAGCUGGCAGAAGUAAAUCUAAGCAAUAUAUAACUUUUUGUUGGAGGGUUUUUUUGAAGUAAAACUUGAUAAGUUUUUGGUGAUAGAUGAAGAAAAUAGUCCUGCUGAUUUCACAUGUAAGUUAAAGCCAGGAGGCUUUUUACAAGGCUUCAGCUGCAUUGGAGUGAUUGUAUACACAUGGCUUUUCAACAAAUGGACAUAAAAUUAAUUGGUGGGGUUUUGGCCAUAGCAGUUAAGCAUUUGAAAGUAGAUGUUAUCAACAGAAUGCUGAAUACCUAAAAUAAAGUCCUGGUUAUUUAGUUAACUAUUAAAAAAAUUAAACAAUACUGAAUUGUGGAAAGUAUGAUUUGUAAAUAAAUGGAAACUACGAUUAGUAUGUAAAAAUGAUUGAGUCCCAGGACACCAACAGAAAAAUGUCGUAUCCUCAUUUUCACUGGGGGGAGCAGCCGGCAGUAGAGUUUUAUGUAAGUUUUGGUGUCCAACUGAUUUUGAGUGGGAGUUUUUCUUAACAGUAUCCUGUCCAUGAAAUUUGCCAAUGCAACUGAUAUGUCAGGCUUUUUACAGUAAAGCGUUAUAUUUUGCA